GACAAGAGGAGGAGAGCAACAAUAAGGACUCUUAUGGAGGUGUACAGUUCGAACAUGAGUGAGAGCGGGGCCUCUGUGUGCCAGGUGAAGCAGCUCCCCUGCCACAGUGUACCCCUUCUCCGCUUGCAGGCAGGCGGACACCAUCACAGCCCCUCUGUCGCUUGCAAGUCGUGGACGAAUGGUUCACCUCCAGCCGUCACCUCCUCUGCCGUGCGCCACAGGAGCAGCGGAGCCACUGCAGGAACAUGCAGCAACCCGGAGUGUGCGGCCUCCAGGCUGGUAGACGAGGUCGUGUCAGCGGCAUCGUCUCGGGGCUCCUCCAAGGGGAAGGUGGUGGUGACAGGAGGAGCGGGGUACUUCGGCUUCAGCCUGGGGAAGGAACUGGCCAGCGAGGGGAUGUCUGUAAUCCUCCUUGACCUGAGCAGACCUACCUGUGAUAUUCCUGAGGGAGCAGUCUUCUAUCAGAGCGACAUUCGGGAUUAUUCUUCCCUCCAUAAGGUGUGUGAAGGGGUGGACUGCAUUUUCCACACAGCUUCCUAUGGCAUGUCUGGACCAGAGCAGCUGAGGAAGCAGCUGGUUGAGUCGGUCAACGUCGGCGGGACCAGCAACGUCAUAAAUGUGUGUAAGGAACGAGGUGUCCCCAGGCUGGUCUACACCAGCACCAUCAACGUCGUGUUCGCAGGGAAACCCAUCGUGGACGGCGACGAGGCUUCAGUGUCAUACGCGCCCAGUGAUUUGCACAUCGACUACUACUCCAGAACUAAAACGGUCGCAGAGAAGAUGGUCCUGUCGGCCAACGGAUCCCCACUGAAAGAUGGAGGCGUCCUGAGGACCUGUGCCCUGCGGCCCUGCGGCAUCUAUGGUCCAGAGGAGAGGAGACAUUUUGACAGAACGAUGAAAUACGUGGAGUGGGGCCUUUUUAGCUUCAAGCUCGGUGACUCUGAGGCCAGGAUGAACUGGGUCCAUGUGGAUAAUCUGGUUCUGGCCCACAAGCUGGCAGCUGAGGCCCUCACACAGAAGAAGAGCUGUGUUGCAAGCGGACAGGCCUAUUUCAUUAACGAUGGCACUGCAGUCAACCUGUUUGAGUGGAUGGGUCCUAUUUUUAAAAAGUUUGACCAAAGUCAGCCGUCCAUAACUUUACCCAUUUCACUCGUCUACUCAGCAGCCAUCCUGGUGGAAUAUUUACACUUGAUUCUGAGACCAGUGAUAACGGUGCCGCUGCCUUUUACCAGAUUAGAGGUUAGACACAUCACUGUGAGCCACACUUUCAAAAUAGACAAAGCCUGUCGAGAGUUGGGUUACUGCCCCAAGAAGUACAACCUGGCAGAUGCUUUUGACCACUAUUGUAAAACCCAUGCGCCUCGCUCCAACUCAUCCUCCACCAGCGUGUCCUUGACCUCCCAGCUGCUCAGAUACCUCGUCCUUCUGCUGCUGAUGGGCCUCUGUCUGCUGCUGCUCGUGUUUUCUGGCAUACUCUAGCUAAACGACUGACGGUUUUGAACAGAGUGCUGGAGGAUCAUUUGUC
Nematolebias whitei (Rio pearlfish) is the source of this 1525-nucleotide messenger RNA. RefSeq names its product short chain dehydrogenase/reductase family 42E, member 2 (gene sdr42e2). NCBI's taxonomy places the organism in Eukaryota, Metazoa, Chordata, Actinopteri, Cyprinodontiformes, Rivulidae. The coding region runs from base 34 to 1479 and encodes 481 amino acids. Gene Ontology annotation, biological process: steroid biosynthetic process. The transcript is spliced from 12 exons. Gene Ontology annotation, molecular function: 3-beta-hydroxy-Delta5-steroid dehydrogenase (NAD+) activity. The record is from RefSeq and is a predicted model, not a curated record.